Molecule: messenger RNA, 468 nt
Organism: Laccaria bicolor S238N-H82
Lineage: Eukaryota; Fungi; Basidiomycota; Agaricomycetes; Agaricales; Hydnangiaceae
Exons: 3
Coding region: 1-468 (155 amino acids)
Source: RefSeq, a predicted model, not a curated record
AUGUCUUUCGGCCCCGGACCCGUUAUCCUCUCCCUCUCCCAAUGGACUGAGCUCAACCUCAGCGCAAUUAUCCAGGCCACCGCGACAGCCAGCGCCCUCGACACAAUUGAGAGCCUGCUCUUCAAGGACGCUCUCAUCACCAUCAACGGGCAAACUAGCUCCCGCGCUGACCUCGCGGAACAAUUGAAUAAAGCCAGGUUCCCAGGAACCCAGGCUGCCAUCUCUUUCAAAGGGGCUGUUGAAGUUCCUGCCGAUGCUCAGAAACCUCUCCUCGCCGGCUCUGUUGGCGUCUUCUUCACCGCCGUCGUUAAAUUACCCGAAAUCAUUCGCGAUGUUCCCCCCCAGGAGAAAUUGACUGCCUCUAUCAAUGUGGUAAUUGCAGAAGGUGAAAGUCUCUCUAAAGUGACUCCGGACAGAAAAGUCAAAGAAUUGAACGCAGUAAUUCAUCUGGGAGCUGUCCAAGCUUGA